Xenopus laevis (African clawed frog) is the source of this 1773-nucleotide messenger RNA. RefSeq names its product guanosine monophosphate reductase L homeolog (gene gmpr.L). Gene Ontology annotation, cellular component: GMP reductase complex. The record is from RefSeq and is a predicted model, not a curated record. NCBI's taxonomy places the organism in Eukaryota, Metazoa, Chordata, Amphibia, Anura, Pipidae. Gene Ontology annotation, molecular function: GMP reductase activity; oxidoreductase activity; catalytic activity. Gene Ontology annotation, biological process: purine nucleotide metabolic process; nucleotide metabolic process. Bases 256 to 1293 code for a protein of 345 amino acids. The transcript has 9 exons.
UUUGCUGGUGCUGAAGCCGGAGGAGGGGUAGAGUCGCGUUGUGUCGCUCACUUUCGCAGUAGCACAUUCUAAAUACAGCCCUUGCCUAAUAAAGGUAAUGGGGCUUGUGCUCAGAGCCGCGGCCCCACGCACGCUAUAAAUACUCUCGCUGCAGAGCAGACAGGCUUUGCUUGUGCGACUUUGGAUCGGUUGCCUUAGAACUCAAGCUACUGCUGUUACUGUACCAGGCAUUGGCCUCCGCACCGCUGUAGCACCAUGCCCAGAGUGGAUGCCGAUAUUAAACUGGACUUUAAAGAUGUCUUGUUUAGACCCAAACGGAGCAGCCUAAAAAGCCGUGCAGAGGUAGAUCUGAUACGCACCUUUACAUUCCGGAACUCCAAGCAGACCUAUACUGGCAUACCUAUCAUUGCUGCCAAUAUGGAUACUGUUGGCACCUUUGAAAUGGCAAAAGCAUUGAGCAAGCAUACACUGUUCACUGCAAUACACAAGCAUUAUUCACUGGAAGACUGGAAGCAGUUUGCAUCUUCUUCCCCCGAAUUCCUGGAGCAUGUAGCAGUAAGUUCUGGCAGUGGUCAAGCAGAUCUGGAAAGGCUGAGCAGUAUUCUAGAAGCAAUUCCACUUAUCAAAUACAUAUGCUUGGACGUUGCCAAUGGAUACUCAGAACACUUUGUAGAAUUUGUAAAAACAGUGCAUGCGAAAUUCCCGAACCAUACAAUCAUGGCUGGCAAUGUGGUAACAGGAGAAAUGGUAGAAGAGCUCAUUCUUUCAGGAGCAGACAUCAUUAAAGUUGGAAUUGGACCAGGAUCGGUGUGCACUACCAGGAUUAAGACCGGUGUUGGUUACCCCCAACUGAGCGCUGUGAUUGAAUGUGCUGACUCUGCCCAUGGGCUGAAAGGACACAUCAUUUCCGACGGAGGCUGCAGUUGUCCAGGAGAUGUCGCCAAAGCAUUUGGAGCCGGAGCAGAUUUUGUAAUGCUGGGUGGGAUGCUUGCAGGACAUGAUCAGUGUGCAGGGGAAAUCACAGAAAAGAACGGAAAGAAGGUGAUGUUGUUCUACGGAAUGAGUUCUGAUACUGCCAUGAAGAAACAUGCUGGCAAAGUGGCUGAGUACAGGGCUUCCGAAGGCAGAACAGUGGAAGUUCCGUAUAAAGGUGAUGUGGAUAAUACCAUUCGGGAUAUUCUAGGAGGUGUGCGAUCAACCUGCACAUAUGUGGGGGCCGCCAAGCUUAAAGAGCUAAGCCGACGGACAACAUUCAUUCGUGUGACCCAGCAGUUCAAUCAGAUGUUCACAUAGAUCAGCUAAUUUGAAAGAAAAAAAGAUUCAACCUAUACUGAGUGUUCAACUGCAGUUUUCACCAUUUUUCUAUUCUGUUUUUCUGUUUCAUCAGCAUAUUGACGAAUGAAUAUAACUUUGAUACAAGACCAUAGCCCUGUAUGGCGGCUUCCUAUGCACUUUAACGAGGGCUCCCAUAUCUUGCCCUUCUUAAAGGAGAACUGGUUAAACGUCCAUACUGCAGGUGUUGUCUAACAGAUCAGCACUGUGCUACUUCCCUUUAAGUUUCCCUUUAAAAUGGCUGAAUAUGGAAACAUUUACUAAAUUUAUUACCUCAGAUUCCUUCCAAUUACUGGUAGGUUUUAACUCUUUUCUUUUUCUUCUAACGUUUUAUCAGUACUCGGCAGUGAUUAUAUUAUUUUGGUUAGAUGCCAAGGAAUUUUACUAUAUGAUGUUAUUAAUAACUUAUAUUCAGCAAUAUAACAGAGAGAGUGAAUAUUU